This is a messenger RNA of Leptidea sinapis, 4193 nucleotides long. RefSeq names its product golgin subfamily A member 6-like protein 22 (gene HIPP1). Bases 267 to 3290 code for a protein of 1007 amino acids. The transcript is spliced from 5 exons. NCBI's taxonomy places the organism in Eukaryota, Metazoa, Arthropoda, Insecta, Lepidoptera, Pieridae. The record is from RefSeq and is a predicted model, not a curated record.
GGCUGAUCGCUGAUCAAACGCUAUAUUUUGUGAAAUCUAAUUCGCCUCAUUUUAUAAAGUUUUCGUGUGUUGUGGUUAAAUAUUUUUAAGUUUAAUAAAACUACUCACGGCUCGUUGCAAUGUCUUGAAUAUAGUAAUUAUAUUUAGUAUGUAUUUUAAUAUUGUGCGUGUCGGCACUUACGUCUAUUUGAUAUUUUAUCAACAACCAAGUUAUAAUAAAUUAAACUUUUAAGUAGUUUUACGUGUAUUUUAUUGAGUCUGUUAAGAUGGAAGUUGUUGAUAGUCAUACGAGCUUAAAUGCAGGCACAGAUGAUGAUAGAACUACUGUUGCUGAAGAUUUUACGGCUGAUGUUGAUACGGAUGUAUGUCACAAACCAAACGGUGUCAACUGCGUUGUUAUUAACGAGGUAUCCGAUGAUCUCGCAUGUGACAAAAACAAUAUUUCCGAAAUGGUAGUGACGACAGAUGCUGAAACAACUCAAGAAUGUGAGGUUUUGGAAAGUAGUGAUGUAAAAACAGAGGUAAAUAAAACAGUUCCUUUACUUGAUCAACAAAAAUCUAAUGAUAUUCAUAAAAGUGAAAAGGAAAAGCCUGAAAUGAUACAAAAAGAGGAUAUUCACAAACUGGAUGAUAAUGUUUCAUCUUCCAAAGUAAAUGUUUUACCAAACAUAACUCGAAGUUCUAAGCCGUCUGAAAAUACAACAGAAUUAAGUGAUGAAAUUGAGGAUAUGGAUUCGUCAAUUGUACCAGAUGUAUCUCCUAAAGAAAAUACAUCAGUACCAGAGUCAUCUGUAAUAUUACAAAGUACAGAGCCAACUACUUUAGAUGAGGAAGUUCAUUUCGAAACUGAAGUAUUAAUUGAAGAAAAUGGCAAUGAUCUUGAUGAGAAUGCAGCUGAUUCUUCCCAUAUUAAUGAAGAAGUAAAAUCAUCUGCUAACAAUAUUUUAGGUGAACUGGGUCAGAAUAUUGAACUAAGUGAGGUCUUAACAUCAUCUGAUGUUAUUAUAGAUAAUUCAGAAAAUAACAACAGUGAAAAAAAUGUAGAAGUAUUUAAUAAAGAAGAGUUGCUAGAUAUAUUAGAAGGUAAAAAUGUGGAACAAUCUUCUCCUAAAUUCAAACCUGAUGAAUUAACUGAAAUAGUUAAUAAAAAAGCUCUGGAACAAAUCAGUAUGCUCAAAAAAAUAAGAAAAAGGAGGACAACACAAAAGGAAUUGAUGAAAAUUAUAGAUGUAAAAACAAGUCUUAUAAAGAAAAAAGAAACAGACCAAAAGUCAAAACAGAAAAGGAAUGAAAUUGAUGCCAAAGGGAAUGCUACAUCCAAAAAUAGUAUUGAUGCAGACAAUCUUCAUGAAAAAGAGAAAGUUGUUGUCCCAGAGCAAAGACAAGAAGAGAAGAGUAUUGUAACUGCUUUAGUAAUGGAUUGGGAUGAUGAUGAAGCUGAUACAAAUGAUAAAACACAUGUCACCACAGAUAAACUGGUGAAAGAUAUCAAUAAAGAUGUUGCAAAAAAAGAACAGAACACACAAGAAUCCACAGUUCGACCAUCAGUAGAUUCCAGUAUGGAAGAUGAAUCAGCCACACAUGUGAAGAGUGAGGAUGAGGGUCCACCUCGUAGAUUAGGCAGGGUUAUAAAGAAAAAGGUUAUUUUUGACCCAGAUAAUCCUGAUACAUUUACAAAAUCAAAAACAAUAUCAAAAAGUAGAGACCAAUACAUUAUUAAAGAACACCCAACAAAAAAAGUUAAACCAGAACUACUUCAGCAAAGAACCAAAUCAAAAAGCCCAACAUCUAAGUUACAAUGGAAAAAACCAUCUCCGAGAAAUAGUAAGCAAAAUAAAAGGUUAUCAGAAGUUGAUAAAUUGUUAAUGGAUGAAGGUGCAGUAAACAUGAUAUAUCAGCUAACACCAGAAGCACCCAAAGGAAAAAAAAACGUCAAGACAAAAGCUGAAUUUAUAAAAAAAUUACAGAGUUCUACACCUGAAGGUAAAGAAAUGAAGUUUAGAGAACGGAAAAAAGAGAUCAAACUUGAAGAUGGCGAAGCCAGAAGGAUUCUUAGUGGGAAACAAAGAACUUCACUGAGCAGUUCAGUAAUGUCACCUUCAGUUAGUGAAGACUUUGAGAAUCAAAGUGCAGAUGAUUCAAUAAUAUAUCGCCGACAUUCCUCGAGUUCAUACUCCAGCAGUUGCAUGAGUCCAAGGCGGCUCAGUGAUGUAGAUGGGUCUAUGAUACCGCAAAAUGUCAAAACUGCACAUGUUACCGAUUCCUCAAAGAAUGCAAUGGCAGAAGACACCCAAAAGAAAUCUAAAGUUGAUAAGCAAUUCAACACUUCAGCAAAUGAAAAUGUUAUCACUGACAUAAUAAAUAAAGAAGAAUGUCGUUCUAUCAAAGAAAAGUUAAAUUCACGGUUAUCACAAGCCUUGAAUAAAAGGAAGAGGGAGAGUAUCAAAUCUGAUAAACCCCCCAAACAGAAAAAGAAGUCUCUUUCUGUUGAAGACUUGAAUAACUCUGAAUUAAAUGAGUUAAAAUUUGUGUCAAUUAAAACAGAAAAUAGGCUGGCAGAGGUUUCUAUACAAAAAGCUGGAAUGAAGAACUGUAUUGAGACUUUGAAGGAGUUAGAAAAGGCUUUAAAGCAGAUUGAUGCCGAUCCUGAGAUCGCAGUGACACUGUUGUCAUGUCAAUGUGGAACUCUUUGCUCCAGUAUUGACAUGAGCGUAUUAUUAGAAGAAAACAAGGAAGUGAGAAGAAACAAUGCCCAUGACCUAGCCAAUUCAGUUAGUUCGCUGAUGGGUGCCGUGUCGCGACACAGUAAGCUGGUGUGCGCGGGAGUGGAGGGAGCGUGCUAUGGCCCCGCUCUGGGUGUGGUCGCGCUAGGUGACGUGGUGCUGGCUUCCGAGGGCGCCACCUUCUCCAUGAGCCCCACCAAGCUGGUGCUACCAGGAGCCGCCGCCCUCACUGCACCACGCAGCGCCCUGCCUCAGCAGCUGGUUAACGACUUAGUACUCUUUGGAAGGAGCAUUUCAGCGUCGGAAGCACUGGCCGCAGGCCUUAUCAGUCGCAUGCUGUGGCCGGACCGGGUGGACGAGCAAGCAAGAACUAUUGUCCGGGAUAUUGCACAACAGACGACACAGUCAAUCUUGUUGAAGAAACGCCUUAUAAACUUGAACAAAUCGAAGGCCACAGAGGAGACAUUCCAGACCAGCCUGGAGUCUGAACGGGACCUCCUAGUCGAAUAUUGGACAUCCGUGGAGGUACAGGAGUUGUUAAGGGCAGCCCUAGUAGACUCUGCCUAACCGACACCAUAUCAUUUCAUCAAACUUCCUUUUUCGAGGACCAUUACAGACAUCUACUGUAUUUAAAUUACGAACAGUUAAUCACUUAUAUUCAAAUCUGAUGCAUCAUACAUCUGCUAUUCUUCUGUGUUUUUUUUUAUAAUCAUAAAUGUUUUUUAAGAUUUAUAUUCGUAAGAUUGCAUUUGGGUCGUAAUUAUAAAAUUUAAGUGAUAGAAAUUAAGUAGGGAAUAAUAUAUCGCAUGCACACGUGUGUUUCACAUUAAUUACUAUUCUUAUAAUAGAAGUUUAUAAAUUGUAUGGAUUAGACGUUAAGGAACAUUUUAUUAAAAUAUAAAAUAAAAUUGUUGAUGUUAAACAAAAACAAAUUGAUCGCACGUUAACAAAAAUUAUAUCUUUGAUAAGUGUGUUAAACUGUUAUAGCUUUAGUCUAUGUCUCGGGUUUGUAUGUGGGUAGUUUUAAAAAGUUGCAAGACUGCCGUUAUAGAUUUUGUAUGUACAAUGUUUCAAAUGUUUGAUGGAACAGCUGAUAAAAUUCUGGAUAAUGUUAAGAGUAAGGAAAUAGUAUAUAUUGUUUUGUUUUAGAUGAAAUUGUUUAUUGUCACUGUUUUCGAUUUGAUGAGUUUAUCGCGUAAUUUUUAUGUUCUUUUCAGCCAAAGUUAUGCACUAAUUUUACAAGACACUUCAUAUAGUUCGCAUGUCACUAACAAUUAUUAUCUCGUGCAAUUAUUCAUUCCUUUCGACUUAGUUAUCAUCCAAUAAUAAUUAUGGUAUAGAAUUAUUUCCUUUUCGAAUACGAUUAGGUUUAUUUAGACUUAUUUUGUUAGAAUAUAUAUUAUACAUUUAAGUAUAGCAAUAACUUAUUUUAUGUUCUUGUGGAAAUAAAGUGCCUUUCUUAAGAACAAA